Messenger RNA from Harpegnathos saltator (Jerdon's jumping ant), 7889 nucleotides. RefSeq names its product Leucine-rich-repeats and calponin homology domain protein (gene Lrch). The record is from RefSeq and is a predicted model, not a curated record. NCBI's taxonomy places the organism in Eukaryota, Metazoa, Arthropoda, Insecta, Hymenoptera, Formicidae. Gene Ontology annotation, cellular component: cytoplasm. Bases 366 to 2639 code for a protein of 757 amino acids. Gene Ontology annotation, molecular function: protein binding. The transcript has 13 exons.
UCCUAUAUCUCUUUCGGUCGUCAUGGUGACGACGCCUCGCCCGCCUUGUCGCGCGAGAUUGGCGGCUAGGUGGCGCGGCAGCGCAUGCGUGAGUGUCGAACGUGCAGUGCAGUGCCGGCAGCGAUUGCAGCAUAGUCAGUAGCGCGUUGACGGUGGAAAGGUGAGGGUCGUUAGUGUGUACGCGCGUCUUACUCGUGUGUACCCUUAGCGUCGCGCGUUCUUCGUACACGAACGGAUCAGAGCGCGUCGCCGAAGCGCGGUUGCUGCUGAACGUCCCCAGGAGGGCUCGUCACCUCUCCGGUCGCGCGUCGCCGAGGUCGUGCCGUCGGCGCCGCGGGUGUGUGCGUGUGCUCGAAAAAUGUAAUAUGGCGAUGGUUGCGUCGUCGAACAUGAGCGGCCACAUACAGAAGCAGCUCACCAGGAGCCUCGAGCGAAUCCUGGAGGAGGCGCACCUGAGCGGCGAACUCAAGCUAAGCGGCCGAAAGCUGAAGGACUUUCCGAAAGUCGGGAAAGCCGGUUCGGCCGCUAAGUACAACCUGCAGGACACCGUGAUCGCAGACCUUUCGAAGAAUCGCUUCAGUGAGUUACCGGAGGAAGUCACCGAGUUUCCGUUCCUCGAGAAGCUGCACCUCUAUCAUAAUGCCAUAAGAAUAAUCCCGGAAACCGUCGUAAUGCUCCAAUCUCUCAACUACCUCGAUCUUAGUCGAAACCAAUUGACGUCGCUACCUCGGGAGAUAUGCAGGCUACCCCUUCAGACCUUGCUAGUCGCGCACAACAGAUUAGCAUCUCUGCCGGACGAGCUGGGCAGGAUGACAGCAUUGGCAGAACUGGACGCAGGUUGCAACGAAAUCACGAACCUUCCACCACGAAUGGGCGACCUUGCGCAGCUCCGGUCUCUAGACCUGAGGAGCAACUUGCUGGUGCACCUGCCUAUAGAACUGACGUACCUGAGGCUCGUGAAGCUGGAUAUUAGCGGCAAUCGAAUAUCUGUGCUUCCAAAUGAGAUGAGGAAGAUGAAGAGCCUGGUGGAUUUCAGACUGUCCGACAAUCCGCUGACCUCGCCGCCUGCCUCGCUAUGCAUUCGCGGGCGAACGCACAUCUUCAAGUACUUGGAGAGGCAGGCUGCGAAGCACGAGAGGGCCAGAGGCGGUCGGGCCAGGCGGACGCCUCUGGAUACGAGGGGUCACGCGACGCUGGACACGAGGCCCCACCGACGUCACAACGUCGACAGCGGCUACAGCACCAGCGACGGCGUCGACAAGCGUUGGUCCCAAGAAAUCCAUAGCGCGGUGCACGACGGCGAGGUUCGCGGCUUGUGGCGGCAGGAAUGUUCACCGCUCUCGAUAACGCUGCCGCACGAGGUAGGCGUGAACGGAUCCUGCAGCGGCACGUCGACACCCAGCACGAUUUCACCCGGGGAGCACACGUCCCUGGAGGAUGAGUUGGGCAAGGCGAUGAUACUGCACGAUCAGCUGGAAAAGAGGAGACUGGAGAGGAGCGCCUCGGAGAACGGAGCGGACAUAAGAAGACCGAUGAUCUCUGGCCUUCAUCACACAUCGAUUACACCGCCGGGCCAUCUGGAGUCCACACAUCUGAAUCAGUCGCAGCAGAUAUCGUCCGCGCAAGCGGUACACCCACUACAGACUCCCGCGGCGAAUCUCGUCACGCUGGUGAAUGGAGACGAUAAGAGGCCGUUGAAUCACAUACAGACGUACAGGGAGUACAAAGAGGCUCUGAAGCAGCAGCGGGCCAACGAAGGCCCGAGCGUGUACAGACCUCGCGAGCAGGUGGUGACACCCCCGGGCAACGAGUCGCAGAACAACGAGACCGAUUCGGGCAGCAACAAGGAGGGCAUCGCUCUCACCGGCAAGCAGAUCUUCAACGAGGAGAACGCGCUGAUGAAGAGGCCGGUGCAGAAGGUCACCCCGUCGCGGAUCAACUAUCAGAAUACACCGAUCAUCAACGGCAGUAACAGCGAGUACAACAACAAAAACGGAAAGUAUCUCGAUCAACCGUACAAGAAGCCCAGCUCGCCCAUCAAAACCUCCAGCAGCAUCCUGUCGACGAACGCGAGCCCGGCGCACGCGCCCAGGCUGGUGAAGACCGCUGUUGGCUACGUGGAAGGCAACAAGAGCCCGAGCAGAAACGGCGGCAGCCCAAAGUCGCCGCGAUCCGUCACGUGGAACAGCAACCUGCCCGAGAAGUAUUCCUUCACCAUGAGGAGAGAAUUCGAGCGUGCCAAAGAAGAGGCUGAUCUCAUCGAUCAGCUGAGAAACCACAUAGAGACAAGAUUGAAGAUGGCACUGCCGGAGGACCUCGCACCGGCGUUAACGGACGGCGUGGUGCUCUGCCACUUGGCCAACCACGUGAGACCGCGGUCGGUCGCCAGUAUACAUGUUCCUUCUCCCGCUGUACCUAAGCUAACUAUGGCGCGAUGCAGACGUAACGUCGACAACUUUCUCGAAGCAUGCCGGAAGAUCGGCGUCGAUGAGAAUCUCGUGUGCUGCGCCAGCGACGUCCUAGAGGGAGGUCGCGGGGUCGUGCGUGUCGCCGUCACGGUGUCCGAGCUGCUGAGGUUCCACCAGACACGCUCGCCCUUGCAGACAUCUUCGAGCAUGCCGACCCAUGUGCCUGCUUAGCGCCAGACUAUCUAAAUUCCUCGAGAGAUCAGCGGAGAAAGAAGAUGCGAAUUCGACGGGAGAAUGUCCUCGCGGGGAGAUUUCGCGCGCGAUGGUGGACGGAACGAGAAAAGAAGGCGCGAGGAGAAGGCGCGCGCGCGCGCGCGCGCUCGAGGCCACGCUUCUAAUUGUGGAGGAGUACAACGUCGAAGUUGUUCUGUCGGUGUUUGAGAGACGCGUUGAUCUCUCAGCCAUCCGUCGUCAGUCAGACGGCCGAACGAAGCGCCGAUCUGACAUCGCGAGUGGCCGUUGAGACGUUGAGAAGACGUCUUCUGGGACGUCUUCCGGGUUCUGAGAGGGAAAGGAAGAGAAAGGUGCACUUUUCGCGAAUUUUCGCGCGUUGUCCGAGGUAUUUCAAAGCUGGCUCUGGGAUACGAUCCUUCAGAAUACGACGGACGAGCGAGCGGCUCGCUGGUCUCGACCGCGAGGGGUGAUUGCUCUCCAUCGCGAACCGACAAUAAGUCGCUCUCCGUCGCCGCGACGCGUUCUUCCGCGCGGCGCUUUGCGGGGCUCUGUACAAUCGGCAAGCGCCAAAUCGCAACGUCGAAUUACGCGGUACUUUUGUAUUAUCUUCGCCUUCUCUUGCGACGCGAGAACAAGAGGCAACCCGCGGUUGAGCCGAGCGGCCGGAGACUUUCUUAUCAAAAGCAGCGCGCGACUCGCGGAUUCGCGCGCACUGUAACAACGUAACGAGAUAGACUGCAGUCAACCAUGACACUUAAUUAGAUAUGUAACGAAUUUUAUAUCGAGAAACACGAGACCAGAUCUACGAUGAUGCUUAUUUUUGCUCGUAGUUGCGGCUUCUGGUCCUCCGAGCAAGUCCCUGGAACAAGCGCGUCGACGCGGGACGCGGAUUUUGUAAAGGCAGAUAGACGGACACGCGGAAUUAUGAGGAAGAUUGAGAGUAGGUCCUGCCGGAGCUUUCCGGGCCGUGCGUCCAUUGUUAUCUUCGAGUUGUCUUUAAAAAGUUGAAUAAAACGCGAUCAAACGUCCGGUCUCGAAUAAAAAAUCACGAUUAUCUUACGCGCAUGUUUUUUUUUUGUCGUAAUUUUCUAUAUUGCAUGGACUGUUUCAUGGUUUUGGUUCUCUGGAAAAAAAUUAAUUAUUCCGUGUCACAGAAAUUUGUUCUUUACUUUUAUACAGUAUGAUUAGAUGUCUCUUAUACACGUCACGUUACUCUUCGAAAGAUUUCGAUGGACGCGCAGCCUCGAAGCUCGGGCUGACAAAAGGAAAGAUAUCUGAGCUUUCGAUUAGUGUAGUCCUGUGUAUCCGUGAUCCAAUAUCUCGCAUGCAUGCGUCGCUAAGGCUCAGUUAGUAGACUAAGCUGUGGCAACUCGUAAGCACGAGCAUCCCAAAGACGUAUCCCGUCGCACGAUCAUUUCGAUUUCGGUCGCUUCAUCGAACGUCACACGCCUUAGACGGGAAUAAUAUACGUGUAAACGGAUUCAUUUCCAAAACGUUCGACGUUUCUUCGACGUUUUUCUUCCGUGUAUCGAACUGUCGGAGCCCUUGCGAGAGAGAAAGGUGCGAGGGGGAGGGUAGGGGGGAGUAAAUCUCGUUCGUCGGGGCGAUACCUCUCGUACUUCAUCAAAAUUUACACGAACGAAGAACAACGAUCUUUCGAACCCGUUAAAUUUUUUGGUAAAACAGUCGUGGUAAAGACAUGCUAACGAUAAAAACUGUUUAAUUGGCAUUGGCUAAAUAAUCGAACUUUACAGCACGGAUAACAGCUACAAAUUGUUUGAAAUUGUUUAAAAAUUCGACGACGAAUUACACGAUCUCUCGCGCUGUUCGCGAUAAAUUGUGAGAUUAUUUACAUCCACAGAGAGAGAUUAUUUACACACACAGUGAGAUUAUUUAACCCACACACUACAUGGUUCACACCAUUUAAUCUUGUGCAUCUCGUUGAUACGAAUACCACGGAUAUCUAAGAUUACAAAUCUAAGAGAAAAUGUUAAAAAAGAAAAAGAACGCGCGUGCUCGAAGGGCCGACACUCGAUAUACUCAUCAUUUGUGUGAUUCGCGCCAGCGAUUCUGUUUAUCCCUCUUUUACUUUAGCCCCCAAAGAGGAAGUAUCGCGCGUAAAACAGAUCAAAGGGUAGGUAGAUAUCUGCAUAUGCAGACGGUAAACUAGUUAGGUAUAGAGUUUCGAAUACUACCGGCGAUUGCUAAGGAACGUGAACGUUACCGCGGUGCCGGUAACAACGAUGAUGAUAACCGCUAACGAUGGCGGCGGCGGCGGCGGCGGCGGCGGCGGUGGGCCGCGACUGGUUACCAGCGAGCGUCAAGUGAGCGGUCUAGCAGGACGAUACGAGUUAAGGCCUAGGUGUCGGAACUGGAAUUACCAAGCAUUUCUUUAUUUCCGGGGUGAAUUGCAUCGACGGGCGCUGGGGACUAGUGAUGACGAUAGAUUAUCGUGAUUAUUAAGUUAAACAAAUUUACCCUUUCAAAGGAAGUAAAUUCUCUUUCUGGAAGAUCUCUGAGAAACAUCAGUCAUGCGAUUAAUCCUGACGAAUCGAACUUUUCGAGAAAAGAAUCAAAAUUAAAUGGCGAUUAAAUCACGUAUGUUUGAUCGGAAUUUUUUACACGUUGGCUGUCAGAUGAAACAGGACGGAGAGAGUAAGUCGAUUAACGCUAACGAUACCGAAGAAGAAGACAGUUCGGUAGAAAUUCAGGCUGAUCGAUUUUUGUUUCAGCUAGUUUACAGACGCGCUCCAGCGAACGCCGUUGCAACGCACCCUCGACUCCUAGUUUCGCAACUUCGACGGUCAACGACGCGAAUUGGCGUGAAACGGUUUUCUUGCUUUUCCUAGGCCGAUUAAGAUAGGAUCCCGCGACUUCGUUCUUCAUUAUCGGAAUCCUCGAGAUUCUCGCGAGGGUAGUUGGAACGUUAGCCGUUAAUUUGCGCGCGAUUGAUGCGGACGACCCCAUUAGGUGCUAAGUCUAAUAUCCUUAAUUGUAACCUAUCCAUUGUAUCUUUACACGACGCUUGUCUCCUUUUCAUUUCGACCGAAUGUGAUUUCUCGUAUCAGCGUGGAGGAGGAGGAACGCAAAAGAUCUCAAGUGCCGUGGUCAGAAAGGGGGAGAGGCGAAUUUGGCCGAGGUGGAAGUGUGGUAAGAUAAAGUGAGAUGAGGUGAGGUCAGGUGAGGGGUGAGGUCGAUGCGGUAUCGGCCGACACCGGAUAACUGUAAUGUUCAUAUUUAUUGUGCCAAAGAUACAUGUGUUUUCUCACUUACGUUCGAGGACGAAUUUUACUCGGAAUAUCUUCGUCCGCGAAGUAACGGCAGAAAUCAAACACACGCGUCGCGUGGCUCCGGCUUGUCGCGCGGCUGCAUCGUGAUGUUUUGUUUUACGUUCGUCGGUAUCUCGCUAGCUUUCGUUUGAAACGACGCCCACCUUCGUGGCCACAGCAUGUACACGAAGUGUAGGGUGUUUUCAUGUUCUCCUUGUAGGUUUUAGUUUCGUUUACCAAAUUCGGAAGGUGAUUUGAUCACAUUCGUCUCGUAACGUAUUCUCGAUAAUCUUCGUUAUUCUUUGUGCUCGUUCGCACAACGGUUUUGCAUACGUAUGUUUCUUUCCUUUUUCUUUUAUUCUUGUCAACGUUGCUUCAUAUACUCACGAUCGCGGGCCACUGUUCAUGAGCUUGCUCAGUAAUUUCUGUUGUAACAGAAGCCGAAAAAUAGUACACGCUGUAAAUAGAGAUCCUUUAUCUCAUACUCUUACUUAAUAGAUAAAAAUAUAAUAAAGAUACUUAUACAUUUCUCUUGAAUCUUCCGUUACAGUUGCAACGUCGGGGGUGGGAGGGAUAUCGCUCGUAUAUCAUCACUUCGGCUGUCGUCGUAACCGCUUAGCGUGCAAACUCGCAAGUAGUGGCUCGCAAUUUUUUUUUCUCAAUGUGGAACACAACAGCCGAUGACCCAACGGGGAGGGGGGGGGGGAGACUUCUCUGCGAAUGAAUCAAAAGCAAAUUCUCUCGUUGAAUCAUCGACUUUGGUUCCGAGGUGUAUCGAGGAAGAAAGAGUUUAAGAAACGUAUUGCAACCAAGCGUAUCGAUCCGCUGCUUCAUGUCUGCUUCUAUCGGACGAAUAUGUAUGUGUAACUUCGCGCGUCUUCGUGUACUCGCGUGGCGAAGUGAACGAAACCAAAAAGAAGAAAUUGCUUUCCGCCGAAGUACCCCACUGAGACGCACAUCGCAAUUCGGGCAAAGUGGAAUUGAUUGUCUACGUGAGAAAAACAAGAGGAAAGAACCAUCAUCUCUGUGUCUCUCUGUCUCCCUCUCUCUCUAUCUCGCGUUUACAUUGAUUAUUGUUACUCACACGAUUAUUUAGACCGUUUUGUUUCUUCGUUUAUUUAUCUCGUCGCGCCGGGGAAACUUUACUGUAAGGUACCACAGAAGUAGAAAUCGCCCACGAUCGUGGUUCACCCAUUGAGUCAUUCAGAAGCACGAGGAAGGGAGGACCUCGCGUCAGGAUGUGCAACGCGGCUCGUCCUCGAACCGUUGUAGAUAUUAUAUUCGCGCGUUUGCGAGACACCGCACGCGUAGUGGCGCGCCGCCGUCUUUCCUCCGUUUCGGUUCGUACGGAAUUCUUUCACGUCGAACGUAGCCGCACGUAGGGAUCUGUAAAGCGACGUGUCACUGCGGAAUUGUAUUACUCACCCAGAUUAAUUGUGUUCGUCGGAAUGCGCGGGGCAACGGCCGCCGUUACCGAAUUCGACGCGACUCCGAAGCGCCUCGCUCGCUGCGCAUUACUCGCGGAACAGUAUUAUUAGCGCGCCCCUUGAUGAUCCCUUUCAGGUCUGCGCUCUUAUCGUCUUUAAUAACGUAUUUACGACCUUUGAGCACUCACUUUCCCGCCAAGUCGCUCGUUACGUAGCGAAAUCGUGGAGCAACUGGCAACUGUGAACAUCGCGACAUCGGAAUUAUUAUUCUCGCUUGUAAAUUAAUGGAUUAGGUAUUUGUAGCGUACGCAAACGAUACUUACGAUUACGUUCGUAAAACAGGCCUGAAAGGGUUGAGAACCGACCGGAAAUUCUCUCGUCUCUGUGGAGACAUCGACAACGAAAAAACUGCUGCAUUCGUAACUUUCUAUCGCUCGAUCGAGGCGCUUCUAACGGCCGGCCACUGUGGCGAAUUAUUAAACGCACUACGUAAUGUACGUAUUAAAAAUUAACGAAUACCACGUAUGAAAUAAAUCGAAGAGAAUCACGUA